CGACGGUAGAAAGGUCAGUGGUCCAGAAGUAGUGUGAUUUCGGGAGCUUUGGCUGAAGACCUUUUUAGCUCUGGAUGUUCGCCACUAGGGGGUAGUAUUCAUCUUGCUCAUUUCAAAAUCUGUCAAAAUAAUCCUUGGAUGCUCUUGGCUGCUCUUGGCUGCUUUCCACUGCACAGUUGUCAGGGCAAUGGCGUCGUUUUUUCUUAUUACGCACUCGGAUUGUCCGUUCAUUUAGGUCACGGCAGGUUAGCUAGAAGACCACUAAGGAAUGCUGGUACUUGUUAUUAGAUUACGUUUUCGGUAUUGUGAUGUUUUUAGAUUUUUUAGAGAUUGCAAGCUAGCUGGCCUUGUUAGGUUAGUGUUGCAAACCAGUUUAGCCAUGUAAUAGGUUGGCCAGCGCGAGUAAGCAAGCUUGUGCAAUAUUUAGCUACUUGGAAGCUAGCCAGUCAAAUAGAUAACUAACGUUACCUUAAAGAAAUUACGAUGUAGCUAGCAAACGCUAAGUAAUGUUAAACGUUAAGUGAUGGUGUGCGAACCAAAACCACAGUUACUGCAAUGAAUGUUUUGUCCUAUGAAGUGAAAUGUUUUGCCAGUUAGCAAACGAUCUAACGCUUCGAGGCUAACACAACGCCAAAUAUGACAACAAUCUUAUGUUGCAACCUAACUAGCUGACUAGUUAUCUGCAAAAAAUGACAACAUACCGCUGACUGAGCGUGGAGGCCAACUAGCUAGUUUGCUCGAUAGCAAGCUAUUCUUGGCCAAUUCGCAUAUCCUUGGCAUCUAGCUGGCUAACGGAGCAAGCGAGCAUAAGUGGAUAAAAAAUAAAUAAGAAGUUGGUGUAUAAAUUUUUACGUGAAUAUGAUGGAAUCUCAGGGCUUAUCGACCAUUUAUGCGUCUCCGACUCUACCGCCACUUCCCCGUCAAGAUCGGGUUCUGCUGCACAAAAGCAGUGUCUGUUCUCGCACCUAUUUUGUGGUGGUGAUGGUCUUUUUUCACGUUUACAUCAUAAACGUCAUUGCCUUGCUUCUCUACGUGUACUAUAACAAUGGCCCUGGAGAACUGAGUACCUCCGGUGGGGACCCCAUGAUAAACAGCGAAAGCAGCGCUCACCAGCCUCUUCCUGACCCUUAUAAGUCUCCAGAUCUGGGGCCCCCAGUAAAGAUCCACCUUCCACGUUUUGAAGGGAUUCGGGUAGGACACAUUCAGAAAAUCUCUCUGGUGCCCAACAGAGUUCAUGAGAUGCGGACCUUGAGCCUGAAGCCAUUGCUUUUUGAGAUCCCAGAUUUCCUGUCGGAGGAGGAGUGCCGUGUGGUGGUGCAGCUCGCCCAGCUGAAGGGCCUCACAGAGAGCCAGAACACAGCGUCCGAGGCCCGGGAGGAGGAGCUGGAGCAGCUGGACCUCAGUCCGGAGGAAAUCUUUAACCUGCUGGACCUCAACCAGGACGGGCAACUCCAGCUUCAGGAGAUUGUGAGCCACUCACACGCUCAGGGCGGAAUGUGGCUGGCCCCAGAGGGCCUGCAGGAGAUCUUUGCCGGACGCAAGGCCAACCCAGACCAUAACGGCCUGCUGAGCCUGGAGGAGUUCAGGCGCCUGAGCACCGAGGACGCGUGGCGCUUCCCGGCGCGGCUCAGCGUGAAGCGGCUCCAGGCGGUGCAGAGCCGGAGACACACCUGGCUGUACCAGGGCGAGGGGGCUCACCGCGUCCUGCAGGCCCUCCGGAGCAGGGUGACCCAUCUGACUCAGCUGCCCCCCCUGCUGGUGGACCUGAGCGAACCUUUGCAGGUGGUACGCUACGACCAAGGGGGUCACCACCAUGCCCACCAUGACAGUGGGCCAAUCCACCCUGAGACUGCCUGCUCCCACACCCGCCUGGCGGUCAACACCUCCACCCGCUAUGAGACGCCCUGUCGGUACAUCACAGUUGUGUUCUAUCUGAACUCUGUGGAGAGCGGUGGGGAAACCACAUUCCCUGUGGCUGACAACAGGACUUAUGAGGAGAAGGCUCUGAUCCAGAAUGGCGUCAGUCUUCUCGACACGCAGAAGAGCUGUGACAAGGGGAACCUGAGAGUGAAGCCCACGCAGGGAACCGCCAUCUUCUGGUACAACCAUCUUUCUGACGGCAAAGGCUGGGUGGGUGAAUUGGAUGAGUACUCCCUGCAUGGCGACUGCGUACUCGCCCACGGAACCAAGUGGGUCGCAAACAACUGGAUCAACAUCGACCCCGACUACCAGCGCCAGGCUCGCUACCAGAAGCUGGUGGCCCCCCAGCAGGACGAUGAGAGAGACAGCACUGAAGGCCUGCUCUUCUGGAGGAUCAGUUUAUCCAAGUUUGCACAACACAAAAUAUUAAUAAAGUGAAUAUGCCAUAGCUGAUCCAGGGUCAGCCCUGGGCACACAGUUGAACUGCAUCCACUGCCAUCCUGUCAGUAACCUGUAGACUACUCAUUCAACCCCCACACCUAAAGGUGAAUGUACUCUCAAAGCAAAUGCCCAGUGAUGUCACAUCCAAAUGAUCGGGGCUAGCGAGGGCUCAACAUGCAUUUUAAAUGUUCCGUCCAGGUUACAUGACAUAGCAUUUGCAAUUAUGUGUUCCACUGGAUGGCAGUUGUUAAAAUCUGUCCUGACCUUUCUUAGGAAGAACCCCUUGUCCAUAAGCAACAACAAAAGAAGUCUGCGAGCAUUAUUUAUGGUUAGCUAGAAGAGAGCAAAUGGGAUUAUUUAAAGCUAGGAAGCGAUCAAGAUCAUUAGCUGAACUACAGCUUUUUUUUAUUAUUAUUUAGAGAAGUUCCUCUCUUUCAUUUGCAGUAGUAUUGAAUGAACAUAGUUUAUUCUACAUAUUUUCAUCCAGGUUGCUAAUAGUGCAUCACAACAAGGAGAAAAUAAAAAGAUAAUUGUAAGGAGGCAGUUAAACAGGCAUGAAAUCAAAUAAUACUUUUAAUGCUGGUUUCAUACAGAACUGUUUUAACGGUUAGAUUUCUAUUUGGGUUAAUUGUUGAACAAAUCCCGUACCCCUGCCCUCUAGUGGCACAAGAUGAAUAACCUGCACGGACCACUCAUGGGCACUUUCUUAUCACAUACUGCAAACAGUGCAGCUAAAGUGCUGUCCCUACCCAUGCCAUGAGAUGGUUUACAUCAGUAGGCUGGUUUGUCAGGUACACAUAUGGAGUAUAAAUCCACCUUAAUGGCUACCAUUAACUGCCCCUCACAAGUCGUGGUUCCUCUGCCUCUGGGUUUCUGCUUGCAGUGGUCUUGGCACCAUUGCCGUACAGUCGCCCACUACAGCUAAGGCCACCCGACCCUCCACAGUCCACAGGGUUCCACUGUUGUAUGGCUGGACAGACUCAGGAGCAGUUCAAGAACACACGGCUUUGAGUUAAACUGCGUGAUAGCCACUUCAGGCCUACUUUUGGUUUAGUGUUUUUUUUUUUCAUAUAUGUAUAAUCAAAAGGUGAAUUCAUCACGUUGUUUACACGUGCACUUUUCACUGAUUGGUGAUUAGGCUUCAGUUUUUCAUAGCUGAUAAGAAAUUGGACUUGUUGGCUGAAGGUUGCAGGUUUGAUUCCCAGUUUUGGAAGAUUUCAGUAAAUCUAUUGACAAAUAAGUGUCAAGCUGUAUGAAUGCAGAUAUGUUCCAGAUGACCUAUGGGUGUCAUCCUAGUGAAAAUAAUGAUAAUGCCACAGAAGUUUGACAUAAAAAUGGGGGAGGGAGAGGUGGAGGGACAAUGGAGGCUUUACUUUUCAUGAGUAGCCAUUGAUAAAACUUUCUAGCAAGAACGGUUGGUAGCAGAGCAAGGUCCAUUUAGGUUUUGCUUGAAAUUAUGGAUUGAGGUAUUAAAAACCCAAUAAUACUCUUUUGAUGUUAUAUAAAGGUUACCUAAGAUAUCGCCAGUCUGUUUUUAAAUAUAUUUUCUGUAGUUUUGGCUGUGUUGCCAUUUUGUUCAUAGGAGAUAUUAAGGCAGAUGUCCUUGCCCUAUUGUAUGGCAGAUGCCCAUUGAAAUUUAGAAAAAGGUUAUAGAUGGCACACAAACAGCUUUUGGGAACAUUCUCAUGCUUUAAGAGAUUUCACUCACUCAGAAGUUUGUCUUUGUAGAUUGGUUGGCACUGCAAGAAUAGCUCUGUGAAUCGCUCUACAGAAAGUAAACUCUUGCAUGGCUACUUGCUAGUCACUCACAUUAACCAGGAUCAGAAAAAGGAACACUGCUUUAGUUGAUUAACAAAUGAAUUUGGUUGAUUAAUUUUGUUGGCUGUUCCCUACCUAUUGCUGGAGGAAAUUAUAUGGUCAUUAAAAUCAGCCAGGAUCAGAAUUAAUACUGUGGCUGAUUAAAUUCACGUGUGCUCCAAACUUGACUUUAUUAUUCUAUCCGUUCAAUAUAUUUGGCAUAUUCCUCAUAAUAUUUAUUUCUCACAACUAUUUUUAAUGUCCAUUGAGCAACUAAUUUUAUGACCUAAGAGACAAGGUCCAUCUGUUAUGGCCUCCAAGUGCUUUUUUUGCUAUUUCAAAACUGCCCAUAGCAUUCACUAAUUUAUCUCACGUUUUGUACAGUUAUCAUGGAUUGUUUAUAAAUAGUAUGUAGUGUACUUUAUUUAUUUAUUUAUUUAUUUUAUUUUUAUUCUGCUCCCUGUCCAUUCGCUCAUUCAUUUCGCAGUUGCCAUUUUUCACACUGGACAUACUCUUGGAGUUUACUCAGUCAUCUGCCAUAUGGGCGGUGCUGCCUGCCAUGUCUAGUUUAAUUUAUGGCUUUUUCAGUCUCAGGGUUCAGUUUACUUUUAAAUCAGUUUAAUAAAAGGUGAUAUACGAUAAUGUUUGUGUGGUUUGAUAUAAAGGGUGUUUUGAUGUUUUGUCUUUGUGUCAAAAAUUGCUUGUUCACCUCCAUGUUUCAGACCUCUGGCAAUCAGUUAGACACUCACUGUGUUAAGUGUUUAAUUUGCGAUGACUGUACUGUUCAAAAACUGCAAUUGUUAUUUAUCUCUUAAUUUAUUUGUACGUUGUUGCUUUAAAUAUGUAUUUCUGAUGCUGUAACAUGGAUACAUAAGCUGGGUGCAAUCCAGAUGUAAUGUAUGUGAUUGCUUUUGGAAAUGCACUGAAUCACUUUUGACUAAUGAAGAUAUUAAAACAUAAAUUAAGGAAAUCACAGUGAAUAAAUUAUUUAACAAUUGUUUAUGCAUCUUUCUUUUAAUCAAAGGGUUUCUGUUAUGAUGGUUAAUUCAAACUUGCAAAUUAGUUAAGGGAUCUAUUCACAUUCGCUCAAACUUAUGAAAAUUCUAAAUCUCACAAAAAUUCUGAAUCUACAUAGAUAGAUUUUUUUUUUUUUUUCCAGUUUCUCAUGUUCUGUCCUCUACAGAUACAGUAGCCAGAGCUUUACAAAUGAUGCAGACCAACUGAUUGGUAACAAAAACUAUCAAAAUGAUGGAUCCUCACACAAAAUAGGCCUACAUUUAAAAAAAAAGACUUGUGUUAAUUUACUUAUUGUCCUGAUAUUGCUUUGAGCGGAAUGAAGUUCUAUUGGUGUUUGUAGCCCUCUUGUGGACAUCUUGUGAAUGCACUUUGGAAAUAAACAUGUAAGCAUCU
Molecule: messenger RNA, 5568 nt
Organism: Anguilla rostrata (American eel)
Lineage: Eukaryota; Metazoa; Chordata; Actinopteri; Anguilliformes; Anguillidae
Product: transmembrane prolyl 4-hydroxylase-like
Exons: 10
Coding region: 859-2358 (499 amino acids)
Biological process (GO): peptidyl-proline hydroxylation to 4-hydroxy-L-proline
Cellular component (GO): endoplasmic reticulum
Molecular function (GO): procollagen-proline 4-dioxygenase activity; L-ascorbic acid binding; iron ion binding
Source: RefSeq, a predicted model, not a curated record